Poecile atricapillus (Black-capped chickadee) is the source of this 1407-nucleotide messenger RNA. RefSeq lists its product as uncharacterized. NCBI's taxonomy places the organism in Eukaryota, Metazoa, Chordata, Aves, Passeriformes, Paridae. The record is from RefSeq and is a predicted model, not a curated record. The transcript is spliced from 13 exons. Bases 1 to 1407 code for a protein of 468 amino acids.
AUGGAGAAGCAAAACUACAGCAAGUUCUCCUGUUUCUGGGAGACAGAGCCCGUAGGCUGUAGGAGGAUAAGCUGUGACUUCUUUCACAGAAAACCCCGUAAUAUAAAUGGACUUUAUUUGCCACCUAGUAACAAUGUCCCAUUGAAACAGGAUGUCCAAGGAGGCAUUCUGCAUCCAGCCCAUCGUCAGGACUCACUCAGAAGUCAAGAGAAUAUUUUAGUACCAAUUCACCCUCCACUGAUUAUAAACCUCAGUGAUGAAGAGGAUGAUGAAGAGGAUAAUGAAGAGGAUGAUGAUGAAGACAACUAUGUUUCUAGCUGGAUGCCUAAGACUGUUUUAGAUAUUGAAGAGGAAAGAGCAAUAAGGGAUAUAUGCUAUAAAUCUGGAGAGUAUUAUGGGAUUCAGAACCCUUACAAACACCAAUCGACAAAAACUGUGUCUUCACUGUGGCAAGAUGAGUUAUUACCCUUGGAAACUACUGAACAAAACUUGCAGAAAGGUGAUGGGAACACCAUUCCUACAAGAUUUAAUAAUACAAGAAAAGAAAAAGAGAGUUCAGAAAGGAGAAUAUCAAUAGAGAGUAUUCCCAGAACAGAUCAGAAAUCCUUUGAGAAUGGAGAAACAAACCACAAUGAACUGGUAAAGAACCGCCACUGUAAGGAAGUAAAGGAAAAUAAAAGGAUUUCUGAGGAGCGAAGAAAUUCAGCUAAUGUAGUAACUGGCAAAGGAAUUCAUACUCCAGACCCCAAAGUAAAACCAAGUUAUCAACAAAGGGGUCAAAGUAAGGAUGUUGAAACUGCUUCUUUGAGUCCAUAUGGGAGAGAAACUGGAAGAUACACUCAUUUAAAUUCUCCAGAACCUCGACGAUCAGCUUAUGUAGUCUACCGGACUGUCACUCAAAAACCAAAAUUCAAUGGAACUCCAGGUGGGUCCCUGUCAGUACCUGAAUCCUAUGGUCAGAAAAGCUCCAAACAAAAGAAUCAGCCUGACAACAAUAGGAGAUUUUGGACACAGACAGAAAACUAUGGCAAAUAUACUUCAGGAUCUUCUAAUUCACCAGCUUGGAGGAAAAGAAAUCCACAAGCAAAACAGUUCUCUAAAUUUAAAAUAACCACUCAGAGUAAAGAAGACAUGGAAGUGAAUAAAAAAGUCCUAAGGGAGCUGACUCGGAAGGAUGCCCUUCUUCAUCUACUGCUUGCCAACAGAGUGGAUCUCGUAAAUGAGGUGGAGAUUGGCGGCUGUCUUGGCCACAAUGUGAUCGAGAUUAGAAUCUCUGUUGGCAGGAGGAAAAGUGCCAGCAAAACCUCAGCCCUGGACUUGGACAUGAGGAGAAUUGACUUCAAGCUGUUCAGGGAAUUAAUGGAUGAUAGACCAACGGGGUCUCAGUGCCCCAAGCUGGAGGAAUAA